AUGGUAAACAGCUGUGCUGUUCCUUAUUGCACUAAUCGGYAUAGCCGUGAAAGUGAUAUUCGCUUUUAUCGUUUGCCGCUGAAAAAUCCGAAGUUAUUGAAAGAAUGGCUGCGACGGAUUCGCUGCAAGAGCAUUCCAGUCAACCAGUUCACUCGAGUUUGCAGUGAACAUUUCGAAGGGAAUCCUCAAAGAAUAGGCCCGAAUGACAUUCCCUGUAUUUUUGCCUGGUCAAAAAAGUCUGUACCAAGACCAACGAGAGGAAGAGUUGCAGCUGUGAGCGAUCGACAUGAAGCAGAGCAGCCUACGUCGGACGACGUUACGGGCACCACAGCAAGRAAUUCAGAAUCCACGAAACAACCUGGCACCCUUUCUGAAACCGGUAAUUUAGGAUCAAUCGAAAGCUUACUAAUUGCAGCUGAAAUGGAGAAGACUUCUUAUCAGCAAAACAACGAAGAAUCAACUCACGAUCAYUUGGGACUAGAAACUCUCUCCGAAGCUUGUGAGCUACACCAAAACAACAGCGAAUUAGAUCCGUUAAGACUAGAAACUCUCUCUGAAGCUAGYGAGCUACACCAAAAAGAAAACGAAAAAGAUGAAGCUAUAAAAUCCUUAGAAAAUCAACUGAAAUG
Molecule: messenger RNA, 629 nt
Organism: Exaiptasia diaphana
Lineage: Eukaryota; Metazoa; Cnidaria; Anthozoa; Actiniaria; Aiptasiidae
Product: THAP domain-containing protein 3
Exons: 1
Molecular function (GO): sequence-specific DNA binding
Source: RefSeq, a predicted model, not a curated record